This is a messenger RNA of Homalodisca vitripennis (glassy-winged sharpshooter), 2341 nucleotides long. Its product is annotated as D-ribitol-5-phosphate cytidylyltransferase-like. Gene Ontology annotation, cellular component: cytosol. NCBI's taxonomy places the organism in Eukaryota, Metazoa, Arthropoda, Insecta, Hemiptera, Cicadellidae. The coding region runs from base 186 to 1352 and encodes 388 amino acids. The transcript is spliced from 6 exons. Gene Ontology annotation, molecular function: D-ribitol-5-phosphate cytidylyltransferase activity. Gene Ontology annotation, biological process: isoprenoid biosynthetic process; protein O-linked glycosylation via mannose. The record is from RefSeq and is a predicted model, not a curated record.
UUGUAUGUGCGGUGCGGUUUGGAGAUGUAUUUUGAAAUGUCAAACGUUCACGUGAAUCGAUUUGUGGAUAUCUUUGUUAAUGCCCGUAGUGCAGUUACUGUUCCACACACUUUCGCGAAGGAAUUAUCUCCACAUCUAAAAUAUCUAGUGCAGUUCUUUCCUAAUUUAUACUUUACUUAUUAACAAUGGUUGAUUUUAACGUCGGUGUUGUUGUAGCUGCUGCAGGCUCGGGUACCAGAUUAGGCGGAUCUGUACCUAAGCAAUACCACAGAAUAUUGGAUAAACCACUUAUGUUCUACCCUUUGGAAACGUUCCUAGACAACUUGUGGGUGACGCGGGUGGCAUUGGUGGUUGACAACGUAGAGAAGGUGAAGGCCAUGCUGCAAGAAUGUGGAUGCAGCAACAUACAGAAAGUAACUGUGGUGAAGGGAGAAAACACUCGACAUAGAUCCAUCAGAGCUGGGUUACUAGAGCUCCACAAACAGUUUGCAGAUGAACUAAGAGUGGUAGUGGUCCACGAUGGAGUUCGGCCUUUGGUCCCUCACAGCUUGCUGCGGGAGCUGGUACUUGGUGCAGAUAAACAUGGUGCAGCUGGUGCAGUCCGGCCUUUGGUUUCAACAGUUUUGCGUUCAGGACAAGAUGGCUUUCUGGUGGACAGCUUGGACCGGUCACUUCAUGUGGCCAGCGAGACACCACAAGCUUUCCAACUAUCUGUGCUUCUAUCUGCGUAUAACAAGUGUUCAGAAGAAGACUUGGACCAUGGGACAGAGUGUUUGCACUUGACACUAAAGCACUGUGGAAUCAAGGCCAAAUUGGUUCAAGGUUCUGAGGAUCUGUGGAAGGUGACUCAUCGUAAAGACCUGCUUCUGGCCACUACAGCUAUCAAACAGAAGGGGAACAAUGUGUGCAUCAUCGCAGCAGAGAAAACAGCUGUGAUCAGCCAGCUGUUGGACAGUGUGGGUAGCGUGGCUAAUGCUGUGAGACAUAUUGUCAGUACUGUCUGCAGCUCUGAUGUAGACAACCUCACCUACAACACUGUCAUUGUCUUCCACGAGCAGGAGAUACAACAGGACACACACCUUGUCGAUUUCGCCUCUAUGCUCGAUACAGAUAAAUUGGGUUUGAUCAUUCACGUCAUUGACAAUGCGAGUGUGGAGGGAAUGCAGGGCAUGUCUGUGUACAAUCUCCAACGCAGCGGACGCAGCAUGGCUCACCACUAUGAGAAACUUCGUAAAGGAGUCGUCAUCAUCCACUGUAUAAGUGGCAGUGAUGACACACAACUUGUCGAUCUACUCACCACAUUAGUCAAAGCUGAUCCACAAACAUUUUCAGGUCAAACUCUUUUUAUAUAAGUUGAUUUUUUUUAUAAUCUUAUUGAAAACAAAACUGUAAUUAAAUAUUAUUUUGGGAUAAAACAAGAAAUAUUUGCUAACCUAUUGUAUGUGUAUUGACAUUAUUUCAAAUUCAUAAUUUUUGGUAAUUAAAAUGGUAUAUUUACCAAUACAAUUUAGUAUAUUUCACUGCUUGGGCUAUUUUAAUAGCUCUUCAAAUUUUAUUUAUUUCAAGAGAUGUUAGUUAAACUUCUAUAUGUGUUUUUUAAUCUUCAUUCAUCUUAAUAGGAAUAUAUUCUUACUUUUCAAGUUAUUGUUAAAAUUAAUGUUUUCUAAAAUAAUUUAAAUAACCUAAAAUUAUAUUCAAUACUGUUAUUGAAAUGUAAUUUAGAUUGAAUACAAAUGACUUGUUUUAUUUCUUUUAAUGCAAUUUAACAUUUUGACAGUGUUUUCAACUCUUGUUUUGUCGAUCAGUUUUAGAGUUUAUAUCUGUAUAAAUAGUUGCAAUAUUGGCUUAUAUUCAAGAUUCGUGUUUACUGAAUGUUAAGAAAUAUCCUAGAAAGAUAGGAUUUUUUAAAAUCUGACAAUUUGAUUUUGUUGUGUUGGGCAAGUAAGGAAUGGAGUGAUUUUUGUAAAUUUAAUAAAUUUUAACAAAAACGAGCAAUUGUCAGUUGCAAUUGUGUUUCUAUAAGUAAGAAAAUGAUCCUAUUACUUAAUGCCAAUUUGAGUAUUUAUGAUACUAGGUGUUGACUUGGAAGUUUUCUUGGAAUAAAUUACUUUUUCUCAUGGUGUAAAUUUACAUCUGAAAUAUAGUAACUUUUCAAAUUCAGAUUUUCUGUUGCUCUGUAAUAAUUACUAAUGAUUCUAGUUAUUUACUUAGGUUUAUUCAGUUUUAGUUGUAUUUUCAACAUAAAGGCAUUAGUAAUUGUUGACAGUAUAAUGUUUCUUUUAAAAUUAUGUAUUGAUUUCAGUUGAUUAUUUGUGGAAAUUAAAUUAAAUUUAUAAUCAAA